AUGAGAGCACUCGUUCUCCUCAGUCUUCUUUUCACGGUUUGCGUGAGCGCCGGUCUAGUCGACCUGAAAAAUUCUGCUGAAAGUAUCAAAGGUCUUAUCAAGGAAAGAGUGGUCGACAAGAUUAAAAAUACUGCACACCGCAUUAAAGAGUUGGUCAAAAGAAGGUCUACUGAUAAAGUGCAACCAAUGGGAGACUCGAUUGAAGAAGUGAACCUACAGAACCAUAUUGCCGGCGCUCUAUUUCAAGGAGAUAUGGUUCUUACGAAGGAACAAGAAGACCAAAUUAUCGAUGAUAUCACCAACGACGGUACCCGCGCUAGGAGGCAAGCUCUUCGAGACCCAAAGUACCCUGGUAUGAGAUGGCAUGAAGGUGUCAAAUACUUCUUCGAUUCAAGUGCCAGUCCACAAGUGAAAAGUGUCUUCAAGAAAGCGGCAGCCCAAUGGAUGGCUGACACUUGCAUCGAUUUCAAAGAAGUCCCGAAUCAAGAAGAAUCCGCAGAGGAUAGCAUUCGUGUGUACAUGGAGGACGGAUGUUGGUCGUAUGUCGGCAGACUCGGAGGCAUACAGAACCUUUCACUUGGCAAAGGCUGUGAA
Molecule: messenger RNA, 594 nt
Organism: Ostertagia ostertagi
Lineage: Eukaryota; Metazoa; Nematoda; Chromadorea; Rhabditida; Trichostrongylidae
Source: the annotation of a GenBank genome assembly